Messenger RNA from Drosophila rhopaloa, 1622 nucleotides. It is a transcript of the gene PSR, whose product is annotated as bifunctional arginine demethylase and lysyl-hydroxylase PSR. The transcript has a single exon. NCBI's taxonomy places the organism in Eukaryota, Metazoa, Arthropoda, Insecta, Diptera, Drosophilidae. The record is from RefSeq and is a predicted model, not a curated record. Gene Ontology annotation, biological process: phagocytosis. Bases 98 to 1321 code for a protein of 407 amino acids. Gene Ontology annotation, cellular component: nucleus; cytoplasm. Gene Ontology annotation, molecular function: histone H4R3 demethylase activity; P-TEFb complex binding.
UUCCUAGGCCUUCUACGCCUGGCCACACUGCACUCACGUUCUCCACUUGCUGCGUUUUCCAGGAGCCGCCCGUAGAAAAUUGGCCAAUUUCACCAGGAUGAGCGAGGAAUUCAAGCUGCCCAAGCGCUCCCGCAAGCGCACCCGUGAUGUGAAGCGCAAGGCGCGUCCGGAAUUGGACGGGGAGAACGCGUGGGUGGCAAUGCGGUACUGCGAAAACUUCGAGCCAUUUUGGGACUUCACGGACAACUUGGAAAGGAUCGAGGACUCGGAGGUGCCGGAGGCGGAGUUUAUCGAACGCUUCGAGCGGCCCUACAAGCCUGUGGUGAUCCGCGGCUGCACCGACGGCUGGCUGGCCCUAGAAAAGUGGACACUAGCUCGGCUGGCCAAGAAGUAUCGGAACCAGAAGUUCAAGUGCGGCGAGGACAACGAGGGUUACAGCGUGAAGAUGAAGAUGAAGUACUACGUGGAAUACAUGCAGGGUACGCGCGACGACAGCCCGCUAUACAUCUUCGACAGCAGCUUCGGCGAACACCACCGGCGGAGGAAGCUCCUCGAUGACUAUGUGGUGCCCAAGUACUUCCGCGACGACCUCUUCCAGUUCUGCGGCGAGAAUCGCCGUCCGCCGUACCGCUGGUUUGUCAUGGGACCAGCUCGAUCCGGCACCGGCAUCCACAUCGAUCCGCUGGGCACCAGUGCCUGGAACACUCUCAUCCGCGGUCACAAGCGCUGGUGCCUGUUUCCCACGCAAACGCCCAAGGAACUGCUAAAGGUUACAAGUGCCAUGGGCGGCAAGCAGCGUGACGAGGCCAUCACCUGGUUUAGCACAAUAUAUCCUCGCACCCAGCUGCCUAACUGGCCAGAGCAGUAUCGACCCAUUGAGGUGCUUCAAGGAGAGGGCGAGACGGUGUUCGUGCCCGGCGGUUGGUGGCACGUGGUUCUCAAUCUGGACGACACCAUAGCCAUCACCCAGAACUUCAGCUCGCAGACGAACUUCCCCUGCGUCUGGCACAAGACUGUUCGCGGGCGGCCCAAGUUGUCGCGCAAGUGGCUGCGCGUGCUGAGAGAACAGCGACCGGAGUUGGCACAGAUCGCCGAUAGUAUUAACCUGAACGAGAGCACCGGCUUCGCCUCGGACAGCUCCAGCAACUCAAGCUCCUCCUCCUCGAGCAGUUCCUCGUCCUCGUCGGAGGAAAGCGAAGACGGCGGCGAUUCCAACACGGACAGCGGCCAGGAAAGUCUCACUGCCAAGAAGAAAAAGAAAAGACGCAUGGCGGGAGGUGGAUCUGGGUCCGGUUCCAUGGGCGGAUCCUCGCGCUCCUGAUGCAGGGAGCGGGCCAAGCGCAAAGGCUUGCUCAUGCGCCUCUUUCAACGCCAGCUGAUGCUGCUCCGACGGCUACCCCGCUGCCGCCGCAGUUAGCAUGGAGAUUAUCAUUCAUCAUACGUAGCCAGGUCGUUCCAGAGUUUUGUAAUAUUUUUCUACUUAGACAAGCAUGUUUGCAGCUCUUUGAUUCCGUGCUCGCCCUCAUCGCAAGCCUGCUCCCUGAUUUCAAUAGAUGCUCCAACAUGACUCAUUAGCGUAAACCUUAAUUGCAAAAAUAAAUAAAUCCAAUAUAUUUGUAAAA